Messenger RNA from Rhineura floridana, 4359 nucleotides. RefSeq names its product Rap guanine nucleotide exchange factor 4 (gene RAPGEF4). Gene Ontology annotation, biological process: Ras protein signal transduction; spermatogenesis; positive regulation of GTPase activity. Lineage: Eukaryota; Metazoa; Chordata; Lepidosauria; Squamata; Rhineuridae. The record is from RefSeq and is a predicted model, not a curated record. The transcript has 31 exons. Gene Ontology annotation, cellular component: plasma membrane. The coding region runs from base 135 to 3215 and encodes 1026 amino acids. Gene Ontology annotation, molecular function: cAMP binding; guanyl-nucleotide exchange factor activity.
GGCAGGCAAGCAGGUGCCGCGGGCACUAGCAAGGAAGGGGGAGAAAGGAAAAGGCAGGCGAGGGAGGAGGAGCAGAGCAGCCACCCGCUACAGCAGCGGCGGCAUCACUAGCCGCCUGGGUGAUUUGGGCAAACAUGGUCGCCGCUCACGCUUCCCAUUCUUCCUCCACCGAGUGGAUCGCUUGCCUGGAUAAAAGGCCUUUGGAGCGUUCCAGUGAAGAUAUAGAUAUUAUAUUCACCCGGCUGAAAGAAGUGAAAGCUUUUGAAAAAUUUCAUCCAAAUCUUCUCCAGCAAAUAUGUCUCUGUGGUUAUUAUGAAAACCUGGAAAAGGGAAUUACACUAUUUCGUCAAGGUGACAUUGGAACAAAUUGGUAUGCUGUGCUGACUGGAUCUUUGGAUGUUAAAGUUUCUGAUACCAGCAACCAUCAGGAUGCAGUGACAAUAUGCACCUUGGGAAUAGGAACAGCUUUUGGAGAGUCAAUUUUGGACAACACCCCUCGUCAUGCAACAAUUGUUACAAGGGAAAACAGUGAACUGCUACGAAUCGAGCAGAAAGACUUCAAGGCACUUUGGGAGAAAUAUCGACAGUAUAUGUCAGGACUUCUGGCUCCUCCUUAUGGUGUUAUGGAAACUUCCUCCAACAAUGACAGGAUGCCUGACAAGGAGAAUAUGUCUAGUAGUAGUCUCUGCUCAAUCUCUAAAAAUUGCAAUAAGACUCCUUUCAUUGAUCCUCACAUCCCACUUUGUCCAGCUAAAACCACUGCAGAGGUUCCAUCAGAAAGAAUCCUUCAAGCUGGAAAGAUACUACGGAAUGCAAUCCUCUCCCGAGCCCCUCAUAUGAUAAGAGAUCGUAAAUAUCAUCUGAAGACAUAUAGACAAUGCUGUGUAGGAACAGAACUAGUGGAUUGGAUAAUGCAGCAGAGUUCAUGCGUACAUUUACGGACGCAGGCUGUGGGCAUGUGGCAAGUAUUGUUGGAGGAAGGUGUUCUCAAUCAUGUGGAUCAAGAACAAAACUUCCAGGACAAAUACUUGUUUUAUCGAUUUCUGGAUGAUGAGGAUGAAGAUGCUCCAGUGCCAACUGAGGAAGAGAAGAAAGAAAGUGACGAGGAGCUGCAAGACACCAUGCUUCUACUCUCUCAGAUUGGACCAGAUGCCCAUAUGAGGAUGAUCCUUAGAAAGCAGCCUGGCCAGAGAACUGCUGAUGACCUAGAAAUUAUAUAUGAAGAACUUCUACACAUUAAGGCUUUAUCUCAUCUUUCAACAACAGUAAAGCGGGAGCUAGCAGGUGUUCUAGUGUUUGAAUCGCAUCCCAAAGCAGGAACUGUCUUAUUCAAUCAAGGAGAAGAAGGAACUUCUUGGUACAUUAUUUUAAAAGGAUCAGUAAAUGUGGUCAUUUAUGGCAAGGGCGUGGUAUGUACCCUGCAUGAAGGCGAUGAUUUUGGCAAGUUAGCAUUAGUGAACGAUGCUCCAAGGGCAGCUUCCAUUGUUCUGCGUGAAGAUAACUGCCACUUCUUGAGAGUUGACAAGGAAGACUUUAACAGGAUACUCCGGGAUGUUGAAGCAAACACAGUAAGACUUAAGGAACAUGACCAAGAUGUCUUGGUACUAGAGAAGAUACCUGCAGGAAACAGGGCUUCUAUUCAAGGAAACUCACAGCCUCCUCAGCACAAAUAUAUUGUGAUGUCAGGAACUCCAGAGAAAAUUUUAGAACACUUCCUAGAGACGAUGCGUCUUGAAUCAACGCUAAGUGAAGGAACAGAUGCUGGUGUACAUGAUUUUGUUAUGAUGCACUGCUUAUUCAUGCCAAACAAUCAGCUUUGUCCAGCUUUGAUGGCUCAUUACCAUGCUCAGCCUUCCCAGGGUACAGAGCAGGAGAAAAUGGACUAUGCCCUAAACAACAAAAGGCGAGUCAUUCGUUUAGUGCUGCAGUGGGCUGCUUUGUAUGGAGAUCUCCUGCAAGAGGAUGAAGCAGCAAUGGCCUUUCUGGAGGAGUUUUAUGUAUCUGUAUCAGAUGAUACAAGGAUGAUUACAGCACUCAAAGACCAACUCCCAGAGCUAGAAAAGGCUAUGAAACAAAUAUCAGAAGAAGCUAAAGCACCACAGAAAAAGCACAAAGUUCUUUUGCAGCACUUUAACACAAGUGAUGAAAGAACGCAAAAACGCCAGCCCAUAAGAGGAAGCGAUGAAAUUUUGUUCAAGGUGUACUGUGUAGAUCACACCUAUACCACGAUCCGCAUUCCAGUGUUGUCUUCUGUUAAAGAAGUCAUCAGUGCCGUAGCUGACAAACUGGGCUCUGGAGAUGGCUUGAUAUUAGUAAAGAUGAGCUCAGGAGGAGAAAAAGUGGUGCUCAAACCAAAUGAUUUUUCAGUGUUUACAACGCUCAGUAUUAAUGGACGUCUCUUUGCUUGCCCUCGAGACCAGUUUGACUCACUGAUGCCACUACAGGAACAAGAAGGCCCAUCUACUGGAACUGUGGGAACAUUUGAACUCAUGAGCUCCAAAGACCUAGCGUACCAAAUGACAAUUUAUGAAUGGGAGCUUUUCAACUGUGUGCAUGAGUUGGAACUGGUCUACCACACAUUUGGAAGGCACAAUUUUAAAAAGACCACAGCAAAUUUGGAUCUGUUUUUACGAAGAUUUAAUGAAAUCCAAUUCUGGGUAGUCACGGAGAUUUGUCUUUGUUCCCAACUCAGCAAACGUGUCCAGCUCUUAAAGAAGUUCAUUAAGAUAGCAGCCCACUGUAAGGAAUAUAAAAACUUGAACUCCUUUUUUGCUUUAAUCAUGGGACUAAGCAACGUUGCAGUAAGCCGCCUCACAAUGACAUGGGAGAAACUUCCAAGCAAGUUCAAGAAGAUCUAUGCAGAGUUUGAAAGCUUAAUGGACCCCUCAAGAAACCACAGGGCCUACAGACUCACGGUAGCUAAACUGGAAUCUCCUGUUAUUCCAUUUAUGCCUUUACUCAUAAAAGACAUGACAUUUACUCAUGAAGGGAACAAGACAUUCAUUGAUAAUCUAGUGAACUUUGAAAAAAUGCGUAUGAUUUCAAAAACUGUUAGGACAGUGAAAUUCUGUUGGAGCCAGCCUUUCAAUCCUGAUGCAUCUCUGGCGAAUAAGAACCAUCAGGAUGUCCGGAGUUAUAUUCGGCAAUUAAGUGUGAUUGACAACCAGAGGACUUUAUCACAAAUGUCACACCGACUAGAACCACGACGUACUUAAAUGUUUCAAGUGAUUAUACCCCCUCUUUUUUCUCUAGUACAAGAUCAUUUUUUAAGAAUGCCACCUCUUCCUGCUACCACACUGCCACUACAAAUAUAAGCAACAACAGACUCUAACAUCUUAGGUAAUUAACGCACAAUGUACCUGCCAUCUCUGAGAAAUGGCAGAGGACGUUGGCUGUUGAAGAGAUCAUGUGCUGUAGCUGGGAGGUUACUGAUGUUGUAUACCUUUAGUUAAUUUUGAAACAUACUAAAAGUCUUGUACAUAAAAUAAUUUUUUAUUUUAAAAAAGAGGGAAAUUAUGGAGAGGAGACUCCAAAAGCAAAUAGUGAAUAACGAACCUAUAACUUCUGCCAUCUCCAAGGUAUGUAUAUGUGGGUUCUCUUAUCUAAUAACAACAACAAAAUUACAGUAUUUUUGAAUCCAUUAUCAAACUAAAGGACAACUUUUGCCAUUGGUUUUGCAUGUUUGACUCACAUGAGCUUCAGUAGCAAAAAUAACUAAUGGCAGAAAAUAGGUAUGGUAAUAAAUUACCAUGGCUUUAGCAUUCAGAGAAUAGUUAAAAGUCUUUCCCUGUAAGAGAUUAUAUUUUUUAAAAGUCAGCUCUUAACCACAUUUGCCUUACAACAGUAGCGCAUUGUGGCCAUUAAGUUAACCCCAGGACUGACUGGGUCUCCUAAUACUUAGGUAUAUACUUGUUUACAUUUCACUUCUUAUGGGAUUUUUCUUUAAAUUGCCAAUCAGGAUUUUACAAGAUGCCAGGUGAACCAAAAGUAAUGAGAUUUUGGGAGAUUAAAAUAUAGCACUAAAAGCAGCAAAAAACAAACUUCUUCAUAAAGAGCACAAUAUGCACAAAUUUCAAGGUAAUAUUUUCCUGGACACCAAAACCUUCAACAUCAGCUACACUUUUUGGCUGAUUAGGUCGUAUUUUCUGGAUUUUAAAUUUUACAAAAUAUCUACUAAUUUUCAGGAAUCAUUUUGCACUUUUAAGUUGGCAGUAUACAGAUAUGUUAAUUCAUUGUGAGAAUUAUUUAUUUCUUUAUGUGUUAGUUGUUGUGCCAUAAUAAUUAUUUUAAUCUGUUUUAUUUAGCAUGUAAUGGAAGUACAGUUUGGUGUUUGUACUUGGUCUACAUUUCAUGGCUACG